GUGGCGGGGGAGCAGCGCAUGUAGGAAUAAGGAGGCUGGCUGUGUGAGGGCAUGGGGGGCACAGGCGACCUUUAAUGAGGGCAUUACAUACAGACGCUUUAUAGGCUGGCGGAUUAAUAUACCUGCACAGCGAAUUAUCGGUAAUUAAGAGGUGGAGGGGCGCUAACCGGUGCGGAGCUUGCUGGCAGGCCUAGGUCCAGGCACUGCCCUGCUGUCUGCGCUGAGGACUGCGGUCUUUCAUUGCGAUAUUCACUAAGCGGUUAAAUUCUAUUUAUAGGGAUUUAUUUUGCAUAAUUGGGGUAAAGAAAAGACAAACCCAGUAAGGGGCAGGGAGGUUAUUAUAGAGGGUGUGAGGGCAGGAAGGGCACAGCUCAUAUAAACCCUGCUUUCUAAUUUGCGAGAAGAGUAGGGGAGAAGCCCAUCAGCACCCGUGGACCCUGCGCCGGUGCUUCCCCCCUUUUCCUCCUGUUUGCAGGGAAGAAGAAUGAGAGAGAAUGAGCCAGAGAGACACCUUGGUGCAUCUGUUUGCAGGAGGGUGUGGGGGCACUGUUGGUGCCAUACUAACAUGUCCUCUGGAAGUUGUGAAGACAAGGUUACAAUCCUCUUCAGUGACUUUCUAUAUCUCUGAUGUGCAACUAAAUACUGUGAAUGGCGCCAGUGUCAACAGGGUGGCAAGAGUAUCUCCUGGACCACUGCUUUGUCUAAAGAUGAUCUUGCAGAAGGAAGGUAUGCGUUCCCUGUUCAGAGGCCUGGGCCCUAAUCUAGUGGGUGUGGCCCCUUCCAGGGCCAUUUACUUUGCAGCAUAUUCCAGUUGUAAAGAGAGGCUGAACCACGUGUUUACAGCAGAUUCCACGCAGGUACAUAUGGUCUCUGCAGGUGCAGCAGGCUUCACUGCAAUUACAGCCACCAAUCCAAUCUGGUUAAUUAAGACUCGGCUACAACUGGAUGCAAGAAACCGAGGAGAAAGAAGAAUGAGCGCUUUUGAGUGCGUCCAAAGAGUAUACAGGGCUGAUGGCUUGAAGGGGUUUUACCGAGGCAUGUCUGCCUCUUAUGCCGGCAUCUCUGAAACUGUUAUCCACUUUGUUAUUUACGAAAGUAUUAAACGCAAACUGCUGGAACAUAAGACUGCUUCUUCAGCGAUUGAUGACGAGGAUGAAUCUGUAAAGGAGGCUUCAGACUUUGUUGGACUAAUGCUGGCAGCAGCAACUUCCAAAACGUGCGCCACGUCCAUAGCCUAUCCACAUGAGGUUGUGCGAACGAGGCUACGUGAAGAAGGAACAAAAUACCGGUCCUUCGUCCAGACACUGUCGCUGCUUGUAAAGGAAGAAGGCUAUGGAGCCCUUUACCGCGGCCUCACAACUCACCUGGUCAGACAAAUCCCUAACACGGCCAUAAUGAUGUGCACAUAUGAGGUGGUGGUUUAUUUUCUAAAUGGAUAAAGGCAUUGCAUUUUCUCAUCCAUGAAGAAGAUGGGAGACCAAAAGCAUUGAAAGUGGACCAGGAAGCACCAACACCAAAUAUGAAGACUGCACGCAAAGACACAGAGAGAAGCCAUCAUGCAGUGCAGCAGUAGCUGCAGAUGAUAUGGAAGGCAUCAGGCAAACGCGUUCCUGGUGCUUUAAUUUGUGUGCGGUGUCUGUCCACAGGCGGGAUGCAACAGAUAGUGCCGGAUCAGGGAAUGCUAUUAAACACCAGUUAAUUCGGAA
Messenger RNA from Spea bombifrons (plains spadefoot toad), 1706 nucleotides. It is a transcript of the gene SLC25A36, whose product is annotated as solute carrier family 25 member 36. The record is from RefSeq and is a predicted model, not a curated record. NCBI's taxonomy places the organism in Eukaryota, Metazoa, Chordata, Amphibia, Anura, Pelobatidae. Gene Ontology annotation, cellular component: mitochondrion. Gene Ontology annotation, molecular function: pyrimidine nucleotide transmembrane transporter activity. The transcript is spliced from 7 exons. The coding region runs from base 495 to 1439 and encodes 314 amino acids. Gene Ontology annotation, biological process: pyrimidine nucleotide import into mitochondrion.